Molecule: messenger RNA, 1368 nt
Organism: Ceratitis capitata (Mediterranean fruit fly)
Lineage: Eukaryota; Metazoa; Arthropoda; Insecta; Diptera; Tephritidae
Gene: Dll
Product: homeotic protein distal-less
Exons: 7
Coding region: 242-1267 (341 amino acids)
Biological process (GO): regulation of transcription by RNA polymerase II
Molecular function (GO): DNA-binding transcription factor activity, RNA polymerase II-specific; RNA polymerase II cis-regulatory region sequence-specific DNA binding
Source: RefSeq, a predicted model, not a curated record
UAAAUUAUUAUUAUAUUAAAAAAAUAUAUUUAUAUAAAUUUAAACAAAAUAAAGUCAGCGAAAGCCCAGUGAUUUCUAUAGACCACAACAUACAUACCUACCUAGUUUACAUUUCUUGUGCACGUGUUCCCAAAAAGCCGUCAAAAUUCUUGAUAAAGUGGCCUCGAUAGGCGCCAACACGCUCAACUUCACCGAUUUAGGGAGCCCCUAUGAGGGGCCUCCCAGCACACCACAAUCCGGCAUGGACGCACCCGAUGCACCACACACACCCAAAUAUAUGGAUGGCGGUACAACAACAACCGGCACACCGGGCGUACAGAUACCGGGCAAAUCGGCAUUCGUGGAGCUGCAACAGCAUGCCGCCGCUGGUUACGGCGGCAUACGCGGUGGCUAUCAACACUUUGGCCCACAAGGUGGUCAAGACUCGGGAUUUCCCAGUCCACGCAGCGCCUUAGGUUACCCAUUCCCGCCAAUGCAUCAAAAUUCAUAUUCCGGCUAUCACUUAGGCAGUUAUGCGCCGCCCUGCUCGAGUCCACCAAAAGAUGAUUUCUCCAUAUCGGACAAAUGUGAAGAUUCCGGCUUACGCGUGAAUGGCAAAGGCAAGAAAAUGCGCAAACCGCGUACAAUAUAUAGUUCACUGCAAUUACAACAACUAAAUCGACGAUUCCAGCGUACACAGUAUUUAGCGCUGCCAGAGCGAGCCGAAUUAGCGGCGAGUCUGGGCCUAACGCAAACACAGGUGAAAAUCUGGUUCCAAAAUCGACGUUCCAAAUACAAAAAAAUGAUGAAAGCUGCACAAGCGCCCGGUACUGGCGGUGGCAUGCCGUUGGGUGGUGGCGGUCCAAAUCCUGGUCAACACAGUCCGAAUCAAAAUAUGCACAGCGUCUAUCUCAAAAUCAUUGCAGGCGGUAAUAACGGCGGUGGCUCCAACAGCGGCUCACCAUCACAUUAUCUACCUCCCGGACAUAGUCCGACGCCAUCUAGUACGCCUGUGUCCGAGUUAUCACCUGAAUUCCCUCCAACGGGUCUUAGUCCGCCCACGCAAGCGCCAUGGGAUCAGAAGCCACAUUGGAUCGACCAUAAACCACCGCAAAUGACGCCGCAGCCACCUCAUCCAGCGCCGCCACAUCCGCAAACGCAUCACCAUAAUCCGCCACCGCAAAUGGGCGGCUAUGUACCGCCACAAUACUGGUACCAGCCCGAGACGAAUCCAUCGUUAUUAACUGUACCCUCCUACAAUAAUUACAGAGUCUGGCCAGCGGUUUAACAGCACCAGCACCAACAACAAGAAUAUAUACACCAAACCGAUCCUAUUUUCAUAGAUAAUUCCAAUGCAUAUAUUUAAUACAGUUAAACAAAAAAAAAAAA